CAUCGUCUGUUUAAGGUGAAAGGAUUUGGAGGACGUUCUAGGAAGUAGUAAGUGUUGGUUAGCAAGCUAGCAAGCUACAAGGAUAAUUUAAAGUUACCAUUUGUUGUCUGCUUCUACCGGUAUUAAUGCACGUAAAGGAACAUCGGUAAGGCUAAAAUGGCCAAGAGUGGAGAAAUCAUACACCUAAACGUUGGAGGGAAAAGAUUCAGCACAUCGAGGCAAACACUGACAUGGGUCCCAGAUUCUUUUUUCUCAAGCCUCCUCAGUGGCCGGAUUUCCACACUGAAAGAUGAGACUGGAGCAAUCUUUAUAGACAGAGACCCAUCACUUUUUGCUCCAAUUCUCAACUUUCUUCGCACCAAAGAAUUGCAUCCCAGAUCAAUAAAUGUGCAUUUACUGUUGCAUGAAGCGGAGUUCUAUGGAAUUACACCUUUAGUCCGGAAGCUCCAGCUUUGUGAUGAAUUUGACCGAUCAUCCUGUGGAAACGUCCUUUUCAAUGGUUACCUCCCUCCUCCAGUGUACCCUGCAAAGAGACAGAAUCGGCACAGUGUGGCAGGACCACAGUUCAUGGGAGGACGGUCUAGUGCCAUGGACAGGACGCCCGUUAGACGCAGUAAUACAAUGCCACCCAAUCUGGGUCAUGCUGGCUUGCUGGGAAAAGUUCUGGUGGAGGAAAGGACUUGUGGUCAGGUUGGUGAUACUGGGAUGGUGCGCAUCGUAUGUGGUCAUCACAACUGGAUUGCUGUGGCCUAUGCUCAAUUUGUGGUCUGUUACAGGAUGAAGGAGUCCUCAGGCUGGCAGCAGGUCUUCACCAGUCCACGGCUUGAAUGGGUGAUUGAUAGAGUGGCACUCAAUGCCAAGGUCAUGGGUGGCUCCUUGGGCGACAAUGACAAGAUGGUGGCAGUGGCCUCUGGUACAGAGAUCAUACUGUGGACUGUGCGUCCUGAUGGAAAUGGCAGUGAAGUUGGUACGUUCAGUCUGAAUGUUUCGGUUGACUCGCUUUUCUUUGUGGGAAACCAGCUAAUUGCCACCAGCCACAUUGGAAAGGUUGGGGUUUGGAAUGCUGUCACCAAACACUGGCAGAAUCAGGAUGUGGUUCCCAUUAGUAGUUAUGACACGGCUGGUUCCUUUCUUCUUCUCGGAUGUAAUAAUGGAUCUAUAUAUUAUAUAGAUGUGCAGAAGUUCCCACUGAGGAUGAAAGACAAUGACCUCCUUGUCACAGAGCUGUACCGUGACCCCAGUGAGGAUGCUAUUACUGCGCUCAGUGUUUACCUCACGCCCAAAACAAGCGACAGUGGAAACUGGAUCGAGAUUGCUUAUGGUACCAGCUCAGGCACAGUGCGGGUCAUCGUCCAGCACCCUGAGACUCUUGGUUCCGGGCCCCAGUUAUUUCAGACAUUCUCGGUCCACCGGAGUCCUAUCACAAAGAUCACGCUCUCUGAGAAGCAUCUCACCUCUGUCUGUGCAGACAAUAACCACGUGCGUACCUGGACUGUGACCCGCUUCAGAGGCAUGAUUUCUACUCAGCCUGGCUCCACCCCACUCACCUCCUUUAAGAUCUUGUCACUGGACGACGUAGACGGGCACGGGAGCUGCAGUGCUGGGACAGACAUUGGGCCUUACGGGGAGAGGGAUGAUCAGCAGGUAUUCAUCCAGCGAGUGGUACCCGACACGGACAGAGUCUUUGUGCGCUUCUCGUCCAAUGGCAAGAGAGUGUGUGAGGUCCGUUCGGUCGACAGCACCGCCAUCACAGCAUUUGUGGUCCAUGAGUGCGAGGGUUCCAGUCGCAUCGGCUCCCGACCACGGCGGUACCUCUUCACGGGGCACAGCAAUGGCAGCAUUCAAAUGUGGGACUUGACCACUGCCAUUGAGAUCACUGGAAAGGUGGACACAAAUGAUCUCGGGGGGCCCACGAAAGAGGAACUCUUGGAGCUGCUUGACUUGUGUGACCUGGCGUUGACGCGCACUCCAGAUAUGAGCCCAGCAGCCUCCAUCACUCAGUCCACUCACCGUGCCUCCACCCACAGCCUGCAGUCCCAGAUGGCUGAGAACCCCCGUGAUUUUGGGACAAGGGGCUUGGCCCCCUUCACCGGCAGCCUACCUCGGCACGCGUCACCUGUGUCAUUUAACAAGCCACGGGAAAUGGCCUUGGGUGGCGCCUUGGGAGGUCUGUCCCUCCACCCUCAACACAUGGGCCUCAGUCAGGUCUCCUUGAACAUUCCUGGCAGCCCUCGCCCUCCACGGGCACCUCUUGAGUGGAAGUCGCCACCCUGCGCUAAGGACUGUCUGGGAUCCCUGCGUCGGGGCAGUUUCGUGGAGCGCUGCCAAGAGUUGGCCAAGAAUUCCGAUUUAACCAGCGCAGAGAGCGGACGCCGCAGCCUGGCCGCAUGCAGUGAUCUGGAGCAGAGGCUCAGCCUCAGAGUGCCCUCUUUAUCUUCUACCAGUGCAACUGCUUCUACCCUGCAUAAGACUGUAACACCUGUGCCCAGUGCAGCCAGUGCUGCCAUGCCAACUCGAACUCAACCACCCCUUUCUCCUCAGCAGGGCAAUUCAGCGGAGGCCUCGACAGUUCAAACCACUGGACCUAACUCUCAACCCUCCACCAGUCCUAAACCACACAUUAAUGAAACCAGCUUCUAGAUUGCCGUCUAGAAACUCGUAUGAUUAUUUUUAUGACGAGACAUCUCAUUGUCGUUGGACAGGUCCAGUUGGUCUCAGGAGGUGAAUAAAUAAUCCGCAGUCACUAUAAGGAUUAGAUACGUUGUUAUAUGUGGAACGGCUGAAAUGCAGAACCUUCUUAUAUACUUGUUAACAAUAAUCACAACAGACCAAGAAUGCAACAAACUUCAGUAUUUUGUUUUUUGAAAAUCAACAUUAUAAAGGUGUGUUUGUUUUUUUUUUUUUUUUUUUUAAUUACUGCUUUAAAACCAAAGACUAUUUUGUAUUUCUGUCAUUAAUUUUGCAGUCCCUGUUUCUGUAUUUUUUUAAGUAAUGAACGAACUUCAAAAGUUGUUUUUAUAAGUUUGAACAGGCCUAAAAAUCUUAAGUCUAAAUGAUUGUAGAUAAAGAUGUAUUGCAGCCUUCAUACAUUUUAUUAAAUGCAGAUUAGAUGGAAACAUUUUUGAAGCAAGCUGUAUUAACUAUACAAAGGAAAUUUAUAGGGAAAAAUGAGUUCAGGGCGACUCGCAUCUGAACAAGCUGGACAGUGCCGACAAUCAUGCGAAGUGUAGCUGAAAUGAGACACGCCUUUCUAUGACGUGCCUCAGAGAUCUUUUCACUGUUAGACGUUUCAAUCCCAGCCUUCUCUCUUAACUUUGUAAUUAUGCAUGAGGUGAUUUUUCUAAUAUUUAUGAUACUGGUGAAUGUUUCAAUUGUUUUGGGAGCUGUGUUGUAUAUAUUGAUUUAAGUAUGUUUGAAAUUUCCUGUCUUGGUUAAUAUAUUUUAUAAAUGCCUGUGUAAGAUUUGCUUCUAUCAGGUACUCCACAUGGGGGUAAAAGGGUAUCUUAAUUUGGAAUGUGCACUGUAUGUUGAGAUUGGUGAAUGGACAAUUUGUUAGCUACACGUCGGAGAAGAUUUAUUGUCAUUCUUACUGUUGAACAGUUUUAUUUACUUAAUGCUUCAGUGCAUAACCAAUACAUGCAACGUUUUCAGUCAUCCA
Messenger RNA from Brienomyrus brachyistius, 3658 nucleotides. RefSeq names its product SH3KBP1 binding protein 1 (gene shkbp1). Gene Ontology annotation, biological process: protein homooligomerization. NCBI's taxonomy places the organism in Eukaryota, Metazoa, Chordata, Actinopteri, Osteoglossiformes, Mormyridae. The transcript is spliced from 18 exons. Gene Ontology annotation, molecular function: protein binding. The record is from RefSeq and is a predicted model, not a curated record. The coding region runs from base 157 to 2640 and encodes 827 amino acids.